Cotesia glomerata is the source of this 1302-nucleotide messenger RNA. RefSeq lists its product as uncharacterized. Lineage: Eukaryota; Metazoa; Arthropoda; Insecta; Hymenoptera; Braconidae. Bases 109 to 1302 code for a protein of 397 amino acids. The record is from RefSeq and is a predicted model, not a curated record. The transcript is spliced from 3 exons.
GAUUACGAAGAAAUAUAUACGUAUUUGUUUGAAACAAUGUUUGUUUAAUAAUUCAAAGUGGACUUUAUUAUUUCUAUUUAUUUACAAGCUGACUUAAAAUUUAUUAUCAUGAGAGAAGAAAUCUAUUUAAUUGGUCAAAUGAAUCAAGAUUUUGUCGGAAGAAAGCUUCCAUUACUCAAAGAGGUUAUGUCGAUCUUCUUUUACCACCAUAAAACCUGUAAUUUAACAAUUAAACAAAGUUCAGCAAGUACGACAAAACAACUGAUAGAACUUUGGCGAAAAACAGGUAUUCCACUACGUCAAGAAUCUUCUAUAAUUUUGUCAAUAAUUCGAUCUCAUAACAGAUGGAUACUUUUAUCAAAGAGUAAACGUCAGAAAAAAUCUCCAACACAAAAGAAGAAAGAGUCAAUUUUUUGUAAUGAUUUACAAAAAUUGUUUGAUAUUUCCCAUGCUAAUGUUCUCAAUGAAAUUGAUGCUACAAAAAAACAUUUUUCGGAAAGCCAAAGAAAACCAUCUCGACGUGGUUUUAUAAACGAUUUUGGGCCUAUUACUGAAGAUAUGGAAAUUUGUUGUUUAGAUCAGAGUGAAACAAAUGCAAAUAGAGAUGAAAAUGAGGCACUUAUGAAUACUGAGACCCUUCUUCUCAGCCAAAAAUCAAAAUCUACCGUUUCUACCGUUAGUCAAAUUUCUAACAAUAUCUCUGAUUUUGAAGACGAAUUAAAAAAGAAAUCAAAACGAAAAGCACCUCUAAUGAAUAUCAUGACACCGGAACUUGCAGCUGCCCUUGAUCGUGGAAAAGUUAGCAGCAGAAAUGCCGUAUAUAUUUUAGCUGCUACUCUCAAAAGUACUGGCAUUGAUAUGAAAGGCUGUAAAUUGAGUCAUUCGACAAUUCAUCGAGCUCGCAAAAAAUUUCGAAGUGAUAUGGCUGCUAAAUUGAAAGAUGGACUCAAAAACCAGGAUAAUUUUGUGCUACAUUGGGACGGGAAAAUAUUACCUGAUAUAGUUGGUACGGAAAAAGUUGAUAGACUGCCAAUUAUUAUAUCGUCAUCAGGCAGUGAACAACUGUUAGGUGUACCCAAAAUGAAAUCUGGAACUGCUAAAAAUCAGGCUGAUGCUAUUGUGAAAAUUCUAUUCGAUUGGGGUAUUUCUCGUAAAAUAGUAGGACUGUCUUUCGACACGGCGGCUGUUAAUACAGGAAUUCACGGUGGAACUUGUAAACUGAUUGAAGACGAGUUGGAAAAAAAAUUGGUAUAUCUACCAUGCAGACAUCAUAUUUUUGAAAUAGUAUUAAAAAGUGUUUGA